UUUUCAUGGUCAAGUCAUAUUAUUAUAGUUUAGAAUUUAAGAUAUUAUGAUUUAUGAUUUUAUGAAACAACCAUUUGUUAACCAACUAGUUACUACUUAAGAUUUUUUUUUACUUAAACUUUAUAUUAAUUAGCGUAUUGUUUUAUUCAUGAAAUAUGGAGCAACGACAGUUCCAAAAAAUAUUAGACAAGGCGACAUACGAAGAAAUUUGUACCUGUGUGGAUGAAUUAAUCGACUGCAAGGAACUGAAUAGAUACCAUUCAAUCGAAAGAACUAUAAAGUCAAAGUAUGAACACAUAGAUCCUAGAAGUCUACAAAGUAUUAUAGAUCAACGAGUACAAAAGUACACCGUUCAAAGACAUCGAUCUGUGUUCAGCGGAUCACUCUACACUAAAUAUAAAGAUAUAGAGGACAAAUCAAAAUUUCCAUUAUUAGACUUAUCGGAUAAUUUAAAAAUGCCUGCAAUGUUAGUUGCUAAAGCUUUAGUUCAGGAAAAAAUGCGAAUAGAAAAACAACACAGCGAAAGUACUCAAUCUACGAAUGAAAUAUCUAAUAUAACUACAAACACAAGCGUUAACGAACUGUCUAGCGCCACUAUAAAUACUACGCUUAAUGAUACUCUAACGACAGAAGAAAACCUUUUGUCACAGUUACAGUGGCUUUCGAAUGCUAUAACAUCGAAGGUAAACAAACAAAAAGAGGAAAACAAAAAUAGUAGUUUUAUCGGCGAAGAAAACUUAUCACUUAACUCGUCUACUACUUCUACAUUGUCUUGUAACCAUUCAAAUCAUCGUCUUACAACAAAUACAUAUCUAAUUAAAGAUGAUCCAGUAUUAGCUUAUCAAGUAUUUGUGUGUUCCGUCAUGGAUUCAUAUUAUGGAAGUUGUGCUGAACAAUUAAAAAGCCUCAAUGGAAAAAGAUAUGAACAUAUUUUACGUCAAAAAAUUAAUAAAUAUACAGAUUUAAACCACGCUCUUUAUUGGACUGAAAGUCAGUGUCGUGCUCGGGGUCUAGACAUGACUCCUGAUAUUGUACUUCAUGAACCGGUUGCUUUAGUACAAAAUGAGGAUAAAACCUUUUUUGUUAAUUGGAUUGAAUCCAAAGCUAUGUUUGGAUGUGAAGGUUCUCGUACUAGAGGAGCAUUUCAAAAACAACUUUUUCCCUAUUGGAAUAGGUAUGGUCCAGGUGUUGUUGUUUAUUGGUUUGGGUAUGUCGAUAACAAAACUCAGGACGGCGAUCUCUCAAAAUACUGUUUCUUAGCAGACGAUUGGCCUCCGAAAAACAGUAAAAUUUUGCGUUAUAACAAUAACCUUAAAAAAAAAGUCCAAGCACUUUAAAAAUUACAAAAUAGUCUUGUAUAUAAUAAUAAUAAUUAAAAAAAAUUUAAUUAUCAUCUAAAUGUAUUUCAAUGAAAUGUGUUAUUGUAGUACAAACAAUCUACCAUUAAUUCUACAUGCACAACCUAUUCAUUAUACCUAUUUAUAAAUAAUAUUAACUGAGGUAAUGUUAGCGGAUUGCUUUUAUCCGUGUAUAUUAAAUAUUUUUUUUUUUACACAUGACCCAAAUAAAACAACUUUUAAGUAUGGAUUUUAAAGACUAUUGUUUUUACAAACUUGAGAUCUACUAUACUGCUUCUUAUAUAAUGAACAGUAAAUAAGUACACCAAAUUAUUAAAGCAUACUGUUUUUUUUUGGACUUAAGUUAAAGUUAAAUUGUAGUAACUUUGUUAUAUAAUUUUUAAAUUAUAAAUUAAAAUGUAUUAUUACCACUUGUUUAUCCGUUUAUUGUUAAGCAUAUUAUUAAAUAAUUGCCUUUUU
Adelges cooleyi (spruce gall adelgid) is the source of this 1817-nucleotide messenger RNA. RefSeq lists its product as uncharacterized. Bases 156 to 1337 code for a protein of 393 amino acids. The transcript has 4 exons. The record is from RefSeq and is a predicted model, not a curated record. NCBI's taxonomy places the organism in Eukaryota, Metazoa, Arthropoda, Insecta, Hemiptera, Adelgidae.